Carlito syrichta (Philippine tarsier) is the source of this 1710-nucleotide messenger RNA. RefSeq names its product FK506 binding protein 8 (gene FKBP8). Lineage: Eukaryota; Metazoa; Chordata; Mammalia; Primates; Tarsiidae. The coding region runs from base 66 to 1295 and encodes 409 amino acids. The transcript is spliced from 9 exons. The record is from RefSeq and is a predicted model, not a curated record. Gene Ontology annotation, molecular function: protein binding; peptidyl-prolyl cis-trans isomerase activity.
GGAGGGUCUCCGAAAAUGGGGGCUGAGCCCGGAGCCGGCAGGACUGAUUUCUGUCCCCCAACAGCAUGGCAUCCUGUGCCGAGCCCUCCGAGCCCGCCCCGCCGCCUGCUGGUGUCCCACCCCUUGAGGACUUCGAGGUGCUGGAUGGAGUUGAAGAUGCGGAGGGUGAGGAGGAGGAGGAGGAGGAGGAGGAAGAGGACCUAAGUGAACUGCCACCGCUGGAAGACAUGGGGCAGCCCCCGCUGGAGGAGGCCGAGCAGCCUGGGGCCCUGGCGCGAGAGUUCCUGGCUGCCAUGGAGCCAGAGCCUGCUCCUGCCCCGGCCCCAGAAGAGUGGCUGGACAUUCUGGGGAAUGGGCUAUUGAGGAAGAAGACGCUGGUCCCUGGGCCACCUGGCUCCAGCCACCCGGCCAAAGGCCAGGUGGUCACCGUGCACCUGCAGACAUCGCUGGAGAACGGCACGCGGGUGCAGGAUGAGCUGGAGCUGGUGUUCACCCUGGGCGACUGUGAUGUGAUCCAGGCCCUGGAUCUCAGCGUCCCGCUCAUGGAUGUGGGGGAGACGGCCAUGGUUACUGCUGACUCCAAAUACUGCUACGGCCCCCAGGGCAGGAGCCCCUACAUCCCCCCGCAUGCAGCCCUGUGCCUGGAGGUGACUCUGAAGAUGGCCGUGGAUGGACCCGACCUGGAGACACUCACGGGGCAGGAGCGCGUGGCCCUGGCCAACCGGAAGCGGGAGUGUGGCAAUGCCCACUACCAGCGUGCGGACUUUGUGCUGGCCGCCAACUCCUACGACCUCGCCAUCAAGGCCAUCACCUCCAGCGCCAAAGUGGACAUGACAUUCGAGGAGGAGGAGCAACUCCUGCAACUGAAGGUGAAGUGUCUGAAUAACCUGGCGGCCUCGCAGCUGAAGCUGGACCACUACCGCGCGGCCCUGCGCUCCUGCAGCCUUGUGCUAGAGCAUCAGCCCGACAACAUCAAGGCGCUCUUCCGCAAGGGCAAGGUGCUGGCUCAGCAGGGCGAGUACAGUGAGGCCAUCCCCAUCCUGAGGGCGGCCCUGAAGCUGGAACCUUCCAACAAGACCAUUCAUGCGGAGCUUUCGAAGCUGGUGAAGAAGCAUGCGGCUCAGCGGAGCACCGAGACCGCCUUGUACCGAAAAAUGCUGGGCAACCCCAGCCGGCUGCCCACCAAAUGUCCUGGCAAGGGUGCCUGGUCCAUCCCAUGGAAGUGGCUGUUUGGGGCAACUGCCGUCGCCCUGGGGGGUGUGGCUCUCUCUGUGGUCAUCGCUGCCAGGAACUGACCACCUGGGUGGCCGCUGCCCCCUCUGCACACCAUGGAUCCUACCCUGCGCUCCCUAAUCCCCCAGGCUCCCUGCCCACUGCCCUCCCUGUCCCAGCCCCCUCCUCCAGGUUGGGGCAGUAAGGAUUGGGGAUCGCACAGCCCAGCGAGCAGGGGGACUGAGGCCCUGGAGGAGGAAAGUGAGGUGGGGCCCUGGCCCAGAGAGAGGGGGCCCUCAUUCCUGCAGACCCAGUUUUUCUCCCAGUCCCCCUGGGUUAGGUCUCAACCGGGCCGGCCUCAGUUCCUCCCUCUCAGCAGGCCCUGGGGGCAGCCCUUCCCCUGCCUCAUCCCUGCCUGAGUGCCAGCCCUUCUUGCCCCGCCUGCUGCCCCCGUUCGAGCUUCCUGCCCCACAGUGAAAUAAAGCCUCCCACCCUGCA